This is a messenger RNA of Dendrobium catenatum, 482 nucleotides long. RefSeq lists its product as uncharacterized. The record is from RefSeq and is a predicted model, not a curated record. The transcript has 2 exons. The coding region runs from base 60 to 290 and encodes 76 amino acids. NCBI's taxonomy places the organism in Eukaryota, Viridiplantae, Streptophyta, Magnoliopsida, Asparagales, Orchidaceae.
CACCCCAAAAAAAAACCUCAAUUCAGGCGAUUUUCUCUGUCGCAUAUUAGGGUAAAGCCAUGAGUUCUCUGGGCACGGCGAAGGGGAUCGUCGAGAUCGCCAAAUUCGCACUGUACGUCGCCAUUCCGGCCUCUCUAACCUACGCCGUUGCCGCCGAUUCCGGGACUAUUCACAAGCUCAUGGGAUUCAAGCCUUAUGUGGUUUAUCCUCCUGAAGGUCCUCCUCCUCCAUCUCCAGAAGAGCUCCGAGAAAUGGCCCGGGAGUUGGCUCGCAAGAACAAAGGCACCUGAUUGAGGCUCCGUUUCGAACAGUUUUAUUAUUGCUUCUUAAAGCAGAUUUUUAGUACAAAAUUUUUAAUUUUUAUAUUAAAAAACUGCUUUAAGAAGCAAUAAAAAAUAUGUCCCAAACAAAACAUGAAUCAACCACAGACCUGCUGAAAUUUCACCAUCUAAUCAACAAAUUGAUGUAAUUGUAUUCUUUUU